Molecule: messenger RNA, 1391 nt
Organism: Phlebotomus papatasi
Lineage: Eukaryota; Metazoa; Arthropoda; Insecta; Diptera; Psychodidae
Product: reticulon-4-interacting protein 1, mitochondrial-like
Exons: 4
Coding region: 113-1333 (406 amino acids)
Cellular component (GO): mitochondrion
Molecular function (GO): oxidoreductase activity
Source: RefSeq, a predicted model, not a curated record
GUAAAAAGACAGUGCAAAACUUCCAGAAGCUAAGGAAAACAUUAACUCAGCUGUUUUGAAGUUUUUUUUGCAAAAAUAAUAUUAUUUCAAGAGAUAUUCCUGAAAAUAUCCAAUGAACGCCCUAUUGAGACCAUUCUUAAGCUUGGCCACUCAAAGAAUUGCAGAAUCCCCUGCUCUAGCAACAGUGAUAUUAAAAUGCAGGACCCAUUCACAAUGUCAAAUUCAGGAACUUCCCGGAAAAAGAGAAUUUCCACGCACAAUGAAAAUGUCCGGCUGGCAAAUCCACUCCUACGGAGACCUGGAUGAAGUGCAAUUCAGUGACAAUAUCCGAAUUCCCCAAGUAAAACUGGGAACAGAAGUUAUGGUUCGAGUUAAAGCAGCUUCAAUAAAUCCCAUAGAUGUGGCCAUGAUUGGAGGAUAUGGAGCCACCCUUCUGAACAUGAUGCGGAAGAUGGACCUUGAGUUUCCACUUGUCGUUGGAAGAGACUUUGUCGGGGAAGUUGUUUACCGUGGAAUCGGGGCUCCCAAAUUUCCCCGAAUUGGAGACACAGUUUGGGGCGUGCUCCCUCCUUACAAACAAGGAUGUCACUCACAAUACAUUGUGAUUGAUUCAUCUUUGAUAAUGCCCAAGCCAAAAGCACUUGGGGAUCUCGAAGCGAGUGGCAUUUUGUACAGUGGUCUAACAGCAUGGUCGGGAUUGUUUCUAUCUGGAAACCUCGGAAAUCUGUGUGGAUUGUUGCGCGGGGCUUCGGCCAAUCGGAAGCGUGUCCUAAUCUUGGGGGCUUCUGGUGGUGUCGGAACGAUGGCUGUGCAAAUAGCUAAAAAUGAAGAUGCUCAAGUUUUUGUCACAGCCGCCGGAGACGCCUCAGAUAUGUUAUCAAAACUGGGAGCUGAUUGUGUCAUUGACUACAGAGAUGAGAAUUUUUUGCAAGGGAUCCACAGCAAUGGACCCUAUGACAUUAUACUCGAUUGUGCUGGAUAUGGACCGAAAUUUGCCUCGACGAUUGAAUGUAAUUUUGACAAUUAUGUAACAUUCAGUUCACCUCUGUUGAGGAAUAUGGACUCAUACGGACUAAUUAGUGGUACUGUUCGGAAUGCCAUAUCGCUAAUUGAGGACAAUAGUAGGAUUGUAUCACAAAAGAGCCGUGGAAUUGUUAAAUGGGGCUAUUUUGCGCCGCUUCGUCAGGGUAUGGAGUAUCUGAAGAAAUUGGCUGAACGAGAAAAGCUUAAAUGUAUUGUUGAUACUGUUUAUGGUUUCAAUGAUGCAAUAGAGGCUUAUCAAAGGGUAAAAGAUGGUCACAUGAGAGGAAAAAUUAUCUUAGAUUUAUCAUAGUUUAUUAUAAUGAUUUCUUUGCAAUAUAAAAAAAAUGUUUUUAGCAUAAAAAAAUCGA